AUGGUUCAUCUCGCCUCUGUGAAGAAUGACGACGAGGUCUUUGACCCCAAGUCCCGCACCUUCGACUCCAUCGUGGCCACUCCGCCUGACGAGAAUGACUUCUACACCAACGUCUACGGCAGCCAUUUUGCCGCCGACCACAUGCCCCUGCAUGAGAUGCCCGAGCGUGAAAUGCCCCGGCAGAUUGCCGCCCGUAUGAUCAAGGAUGAGCUGAGCCUGGAUGGCAACCCCAAGCUCAAUUUGGCCAGUUUUGUCACCACCUAUAUGGAAGAGGAGAUCGAGGACAUCAUGACUGAGGCCUUCAGCAAGAACUUCAUCGACUACGAGGAGUACCCGCACUCCGCUGAGAUCCAGAACCGCUGCGUCAACAUGAUUGCCCGCCUGUACAACUGCCCGACCGACCCCGAUAGUGAGAAUGCCAUGGGCACUUCAACCAUUGGCUCGUCCGAGGCCAUCAUGCUGGGCACCCUGGCCAUGAAGAAGCGUUGGCAGAACAAGCGCAAGGCCGAGGGUAAGGACUACUCGCGCCCCAACAUCGUCAUGAACAGCGCGGUCCAGGUCUGCUGGGAGAAGGCUGCCCGCUACUUUGACGUCGAGGAGAAGUAUGUCUACUGCACCGACACCCGCUAUGUCAUCGACCCCCAGCAGGCCGUCGACCUCGUUGAUGAGAACACCAUUGGAAUCUGUGCCAUUAUCGGUACCACCUAUACUGGAGAGUACGAGGACGUCAAGGCGAUUAACGACCUCCUCGUGGAGCGCGGCAUCGACUGCCCGAUCCACGUCGACGCCGCCAGCGGUGGCUUUGUCGCCCCCUUCACCAAGCCCGAUCUCGAGUGGGACUUCCGUCUCGAGAAGGUGGUCUCCAUAAACGUCUCCGGACACAAGUAUGGUCUCGUCUACCCCGGUGUGGGCUGGGUGAUCUGGCGAUCGCCCGAGUUCCUGCCGCAGGAGCUGGUCUUCAACAUCAACUACCUGGGCGCCGACCAGGCCAGUUUCACCCUGAACUUCUCCAAGGGUGCUUCGCAGGUGAUUGGACAGUACUACCAGCUGAUCCGCCUCGGCAAGCACGGCUACCGCUCGAUCAUGGUCAACCUGACCCGCAUUGCGGACUACAUGGCCGCACAGCUGACGCAGAUGGGUAUGAUUAUCAUGAGCCAGGGUCAGGGCAACGGCCUGCCUCUGGUGGCGUUCCGCCUGUCGCCGAACCCGGACCGCGUAUUCGACGAAUUCACACUGGCGCACCAGUUGCGCGAGCGCGGCUGGAUCGUUCCCGCAUACACCAUGGCUCCGAACAGUGGUAAGCUGCAGCUCAUGCGCAUCGUUGUCCGCGAGGACUUCAGCAUGAACCGCUGCGAUAGCCUGAUUACCGACAUCAAGCUGGCGCUACAGACCCUCGAGGCCAUGGACCUGGCCAUGAUGGACAAGUACAAGGCGCACAUAGUCAGCCACCGCGCCCACCCGCGCCACAAGAAGCACACCCACAAUCACUACCAUGACGAGAAGCACUCGCUGCAGGGCAAGACUGGCAAGUCGCACGGGGUGUGCUAA
Penicillium canariense is the source of this 1548-nucleotide messenger RNA. Its product is annotated as glutamate decarboxylase. The transcript is spliced from 4 exons. Gene Ontology annotation, cellular component: cytosol. The coding region runs from base 1 to 1548 and encodes 515 amino acids. NCBI's taxonomy places the organism in Eukaryota, Fungi, Ascomycota, Eurotiomycetes, Eurotiales, Aspergillaceae. The record is from RefSeq and is a predicted model, not a curated record. Gene Ontology annotation, molecular function: glutamate decarboxylase activity; pyridoxal phosphate binding. Gene Ontology annotation, biological process: L-glutamate catabolic process.